Molecule: messenger RNA, 438 nt
Organism: Cetraspora pellucida
Lineage: Eukaryota; Fungi; Glomeromycota; Glomeromycetes; Diversisporales; Gigasporaceae
Source: the annotation of a GenBank genome assembly
CAAACUUUCGAUGACUUGGUUAAAGGGUACAUUGAAGGUUUGGCACCAAACAAAAAAGAAAAGGCAUUGAUCGAUCAAGAAAAAUUACAAAGAAUUAAGAAAGUUCUUAUUGAUCCUAUGAAUACUACUCAAUAUACAUUCACUUUUCAUUAUUGGGUUAAAAAAAAUUUUAAAUUACAAAAAAUUGCUCCACAUGGUUAUUCUGCUGCAUUUAAUCAGUUGUUUGAAACUAGUAUUUUUUCUGAAGAUGAGAUUCCAAAUGAAUUUGUAUUAGAAAAUAUUCAGGAAUCAGUUAACGAUUUGGAUGAUUUAAUCGAUAACACUAAUUUCAUACCUAUAACAAUAACAGAAUCUUCAAGUUUAAAUCAAGAUUCGAAUAUAGAAACACCAAGUAACUUAGAAUUUUUGGUUAACAAUGAUCAUGAAAAUCAGAAUAUG